Molecule: messenger RNA, 2119 nt
Organism: Theobroma cacao (cacao)
Lineage: Eukaryota; Viridiplantae; Streptophyta; Magnoliopsida; Malvales; Malvaceae
Product: putative serine/threonine-protein kinase PBL11
Biological process (GO): protein phosphorylation
Molecular function (GO): ATP binding; protein kinase activity
Source: RefSeq, a predicted model, not a curated record
UGAUCCCCCAUUCUAAAGCUUUGAAAUUACCGCUAAAACUGCUUUGUUGUCCUGAUUGAAACUUGUACUGUUCUAAACAAUGUUCAUAGGUUGUUUCAUCAGACCAGCUUUAACUAGGUACUAAGAUUACCAUGUCUGCUAACACCCAUUGUUCAUUAGAAGAGCAUUGAUAUAGAUUCCAUGGUUCCAAUGCCUUUCAUCAACCAAGGCUUCUUCUAAGUUCAAUCUUCAUCAGUUGGGGUUGAUAAUGGGAAAUUGCCUCAGGAAGAAAACUCAGGACCUCAACUAUCCACAACCUGAACCAGCUCAUCCACCAACUGGAGUUGAUGCCAUUCAUAUUUCUCGUGCCAAGAAGAUCUCUACAUCAUCAGUUCAACAACGGACUUCGUCUGGUUAUGCAAUUUCUAAUCUAUCAUUGCGUCUUUCUUCUUCUUUAGAGCUGUUUUUAACCAUGAACGAUCCGUUCAUAUUGUUUUUCAUUCCUGAUGCAGCAAAGUCUAGUAAAGAUGAACAAUGUGGUGCAGCACUCCAAGAGAGAAGCAGGCAUGUUUCUUCAUAUUCACGUAAAGAAGUGCGAAGGAAGAAUAGAAAGCAGGGUUUUCCAGCAAAUCCGAGAGAUUGGCCAGUUUCAAAGGUGAAAAAGGUCGGAUGGGUUCCUGCCCGAAACAUCAACGGCUUUCGUUACAGUGUCUUGAGGGCUGCCACCCAGAAAUUCAGUGAUGAGAAUUUAAUCGGAGAAGGUGGUUUUGGAGGUGUGUAUUUAGGGUACAUAAAUCUAAGCAGUAUGGAUGCAGCAAAUCCAAACACUAGCAGGGCAGUUGCUAUCAAGAAGCUUGGAAGAAGAGGGGUGCAGGGCGAUGAACAAUGGAAGAAUGAACUGAGAUUUUUGAGCACAUUCAAUCAUCCAAACGUUGUGACGCUCGUGGGGUAUUGCUACGAGAGAGAUAACAGACUUUUGGUUUAUGAGUACAUGUGCAAGGGAAGCUUGGAUGCCCAUCUCUCAAGUGAAAAUGAUACAGAGCUAAACUGCAGUAGAAGAAUCAAGAUAGCUGUUGGAGCAGCGAGGGCGGUAGAUUACCUUCACACUCGUCCCAAACCAGUCAUUCACCGUGACCUCAAAGCUUCCAAUAUCCUUCUUGAUGCUGAUUUCAAUCCCAAACUGUCAGAUUUUGGACUGGCUAGGUUCGGACCGCUCGACGACCAAUCAUACGUUAGCACAAGGAUCCUUGGCACGAGAGGAUACUUCGCUCCUGAAUACUUUAAAACAGGGCAUUUGACAGUAAAAACUGAUGUAUACAGUUUUGGGGUUGUACUCCUGGAAAUACUGUCUGGCUGCGUUGCAGUCAAGAAAUAUGCUGACGGUACUACCAGGGAUCUGCCUGUGUGGGCUAAACCACAUCUAAGCAACCAAAUGGAACUGCAUAACAUCAUCGACAUGAGAAUAGCAAGGGACAUCGAGAUGGACGAAGCUCAUAAAUUUGCCACAAUCAUCCAGCAAUGCCUUAGCUCAGACCCCAAGGAUCGACCCACAAUGUCAGAAGUACUAGCAGAUUUAGAACAAUUGCAGCAAAACAUGUUAUUAAGCAAUUUGAACUCAAUUGGAUUAUCCAAGUACCAUAGAAGUAGAAGGGCACUCAUCACUUAACAAAGUUACCAAGUUGUACAGCAGAUGUCUUAUGUAAUUUUCUUUUUUGGUCAAUUUGCUGAGGUACCAAAGCCUUCCUUAAAAACUUCAUUUAUUAAGCUGGAUAGCAAGUUUUGCAAUUUCUUAGAGUUAUCUUCUUCGUUUUUGAAAUAUUUGUUUCAUGAUGAUAGCCUAACUCAUAUUGCAUGAAAGCUAAUCACUAAGCAAAUUCAUAUUCUACAAUAUGACUGAUAUGCAUCUGCAUCAAAAUUCAUAAACACAUAAAGAUAAGUAUCAGAAUUCAUGGAAUGGAAUAAGGUUUAGAUUAAUAUGCAUCACUGAAAGGAAGGUACUGAUACAAUAAUGAAAGAAGCUGACUACCACAAUGAGAAACUCUAAUCCUCACGAAACAAAAGGAGGUGGUGUUAUAUGAAAUGCAAAAAUUGCAUCAAAAAAGCAAGCUCAAAAUUACAUUUUUAUCAGCAACAAAAAAAA